AUGGCUCCAUCGAGCUCUAUUCUGCAACGUGCCCGCUGCAAUCGGCUGCUUUGUGGCAUCCUGAGAGUAGCUGCUGACUUGCUAUCAUGCACGCCGUUCAUGAUCAACGAAAGAAGCCCUUCUGCAACUGUGGACAAAGGUCACGCGUACGAUCUAUGCAGCAAGUAUAGCUUCUGGGCGGCCUCGUUCGAUGCACGUUUGGUGACUUCGCCAUCGUCAAGUGUCAGGCAAGUCUAA
Messenger RNA from Peniophora sp. CBMAI 1063, 237 nucleotides. NCBI's taxonomy places the organism in Eukaryota, Fungi, Basidiomycota, Agaricomycetes, Russulales, Peniophoraceae. The record is from the annotation of a GenBank genome assembly.